AUGGGCACGCUCUUGUUGAUCACCCUCUCAGUUUUUUCAGCAUUAAUCCCACCAAGUUUUGCCAACAAUGUCCUUGUCAAUAAUCCGUGCCGAUCUUAUUGCGGUAACAUAACUGUUAGUUACCCUUUUGCACUCCAAUCUGGCUGUGGCCAUCCAGGUUUUAGAGACCUCUUAUUUUGCAUGAAUGAUGUACUGAUGUUUCAUAUAAGCUCAGGAUCAUACCGAGUAGUAGAAAUAGACUAUGCGUAUCAAUCUGUUACGCUACAUGAGCCUUACUUGUCAACUUGUGACACCCUUGUGCUAGGCGGCAAGGGUAAUGGCUUCGCAGUGGAGCAAUGGCGGUCUCCAUACUUCAAUCCGACCGCCGACAACGUGUUCAUGCUGAUAGGUUGCUCGGCUCAAUCGUCACUCUUCCAAGGAUUCCCCGGGAAGCACUUGCCUUGUCGAAACGUUUCGGGUAUGGGCUGCGAAGAUUACUAUGGAUGCCCGGCGUGGAGUCUAGCGGGCCGUGGACAAAUGGGCACGAUGUUCGGGUCAGGUCCGCCGGAGUGUUGUGCGGUGGCAUUUGAGGCUAUUAAGGCUAUAAAUCUGAGUAAGCUUGACUGUGAAGGUUAUAGUAGCGCCUAUAGUCUUGCACCAUUAAGAGUUGACGGGCCCAGUGAAUGGUCUUAUGGGAUCCGAGUGAAAUAUUCUGUUCAAGGGAAUGACGAGUUUUGUAGGGCAUGUGAGGCAACUGGUGGCACAUGUGGGUAUGGUUCUGAUGGGAUUAGGCAGUUGUGCAUGUGUGGCCAUAUGAAUUCCACAUCAAAUUGUGAUUCAGUUACCUCAGCAACAAAUAGAAGAACAUGGGACCGGUUGGUGACACAAAGAGUCACAGCAAUUUUUAUGUGUAUAUUAGCAUGGAUAUGA
Messenger RNA from Dovyalis caffra, 909 nucleotides. Lineage: Eukaryota; Viridiplantae; Streptophyta; Magnoliopsida; Malpighiales; Salicaceae. The record is from the annotation of a GenBank genome assembly.